UGUUAACUUAACCCGGAUGUACUUUAUCAUAGCUUUAGCCAUUUAGCUACAACCGAUGUGCGCAUGCAAACAAAACAGCAGCAGACGCCUUCAUCUAAUGUGAUCCUCUCCUGGCCCCUCACAUCCAGCCUUCAUCUAAUGUGAUCCUCUCCUGGCCCCUCACAUCCAGCCUUCAUCUAAUGUGAUCCUCUUCAGGCCCCUCACAUCCAGCCUUCAUCUAAUGUGAUCCUCUCCUGGCCCCUCACAUCCAGCCUUCAUCUAAUGUGAUCCUCUUCAGGCCCCUCUGUACUGAGACCAUGUCUAGCCAGACAGCAGAAAAGCAUGAUCUGCGCUUCGGUCAAGUGGUCAUCGGACCCCCAGGCUCAGGGAAGACAACCUACUGCCAAGGAAUGCAAGAGUUCCUCACUCAUCUGGGACGCAAGGUGGUUGUUGUAAACAUGGACCCAGCUAACGAAGGACUGCCCUACUCCUGUGGGGUGGAUAUUUCAGAGCUGGUCACUCUGGACGAUGUCAUGGACGGUGUGAAGCUUGGGCCAAAUGGAGGGCUCCUUUACUGUAUGGAGUAUGUUGAAGCCAAUCUGGACUGGUUGGAGAACAAGCUGAAGCAGCACAGUGACUGUUACUUUCUGUUUGACUGUCCUGGACAAGUGGAGCUGUACACACAUCAGAAUUCAGUAAAGAACAUUUUCUCACAGCUGGGAAAGUGGAAUUUCAGGCUGACAGCGGUACACCUCGUGGACUCUCAUUACUGCGCUGACCCAGCCAAGUUUAUAUCUGUGCUGUGUACGUCCCUGUCCACCAUGCUGCAUGUGGAGCUUCCUCAUGUCAACGUCCUCUCCAAGAUGGACUUGAUUGAACAGUAUGGCAAACUAGCUUUCAACCUUGAGUUCUACACAGAGGUCAUGGAUCUGACGUAUCUUCUCGAUCAUCUGGCUGCAGACCCCUUCUUCAAAAAAUUCUGCAAGCUGAAUGAGAAGUUGGCAGGGGUCAUUCAAGAUUAUGGUCUCGUCUCAUUUGUGCCACUUAAUGUUCAGGACAAAGAGAGCAUGAUUCAGGUCCUACGAACAGUGGACAAAGCCAAUGGCUACUGCUUUGGAGACCUGGAGGAAAGGAAUCUGCAGGCCAUGAUGUCAGCGGCUGUGGGGGCAGACUUCCAGUUCGACUCUACUCUCGGUGUGCAGGAGCGGUAUGUAGAAACCAGUAGAAAGACUGUGGCAGAGGAAAUGAUGGACCUUUAAUUUGAAGAGCCAAAAUAAAAGGAGGAAACUGCUGGCCUUUCACACCAGUGUAGAAGUGGAGUCUGACGCUUCAUGGUUGUACCACACCACAAAAAAAAAUCCCAAUGAGGUGGACUGAAGGGAAUGAGUGCUGUACUUUCUUUGGGUGAAGAUUUAAGUGAUGCUGGUGUUUCUUCACUGCUGUCUCUGUUGAAGAUGACAAGGACAUCUUUAAUAAAUGACAAUACAUUUAUUUUCCUCUGCAAAGCUCCUUAUUUAGUGUUUUUUGUAAUGAGUUUGUUGUAUUUACAAAGCACAUGUAAACAGUCAUUCAUCAUGAAACAAUAAAGUGACUCAUAUUGGUAUUA
This is a messenger RNA of Labrus bergylta (ballan wrasse), 1585 nucleotides long. It is a transcript of the gene gpn2, whose product is annotated as GPN-loop GTPase 2. Gene Ontology annotation, molecular function: GTPase activity. The record is from RefSeq and is a predicted model, not a curated record. NCBI's taxonomy places the organism in Eukaryota, Metazoa, Chordata, Actinopteri, Labriformes, Labridae. Gene Ontology annotation, cellular component: cytoplasm.